AUGGGUUCUGAAGAAGGUAGGUCGGUGCAAUCGUGGAGCGUGUUUGAUAGGAUCAAGAAAUUCCCAUCUAGUCCAGAAGCGCUUAUGGCUGAGAUCGAUGCUGCAAUUACUAAAUUGGAGAGUGAGCGAUCCACUGCUCGGCUCGACUCUCUGUCGCCGCUCAACGUGAAUGGUACUAGUAAUACUAAGGGCUUUGACCAGCCGCCGACUGCUGCAGCUUCUCAAUACGAUGCCAGGAUUGCAGAUGAAGCUUACCGAGCUGGUUGUGCAGCUUUUGCCGUUGGGAAGCUUGAUGAGGCUCUUCAGUCGUUGACCGUCUCUCUCUCCAAGUGUCCUCCCGAGAAGACCUCUGCUGUUGCCAAGCUUCAGUCCCUCAUUUCUCAGACCUCUCAACAGCUUCACGAAUCCCCUUCUGUGACAGUUGAAGACGUUUAA
Linum tenue is the source of this 435-nucleotide messenger RNA. The record is from the annotation of a GenBank genome assembly. NCBI's taxonomy places the organism in Eukaryota, Viridiplantae, Streptophyta, Magnoliopsida, Malpighiales, Linaceae.